This is a messenger RNA of Bufo gargarizans (Asiatic toad), 1197 nucleotides long. Its product is annotated as keratin, type I cytoskeletal 19-like. The coding region runs from base 25 to 1197 and encodes 390 amino acids. Gene Ontology annotation, molecular function: structural molecule activity. NCBI's taxonomy places the organism in Eukaryota, Metazoa, Chordata, Amphibia, Anura, Bufonidae. The transcript is spliced from 9 exons. The record is from RefSeq and is a predicted model, not a curated record.
CUUAGUGUCAAUGAGAAAGAGACCAUGCAGCAUCUGAAUAAUCGCCUGGAAACCUAUUUGAAAAAAGUUCGCUCUCUAGAGCAGCAAAAUGGCCACCUGGAGGGGAAUAUCCGUGACUGGUAUGAGAGGAAUCAACCCAGCACUUUACCUGACUUCAGCAGCUACUUCAGGGCUAUCCAAGACCUACAAAGACAGAUUUCUUCAAUAAGUGUAGAAAAUGCCCGCAUUGGACUACAAAUAGACAAUGCUCAGCUAGCAGCAGAUGAUUUCAGAAACAAGUUUGAAAUGGAACGCCAGUUAGGUAACUCUGUUGAGGCUGAUGUGAAUGGCUUAAAAAUACUGCUAGAAGACUUGAACCGAGAUAUAUGCAGCCUGGAGAGUCAGGUUCAAAACCUCCAAGAAGAAGUUCAGGAGAUGAAAAAAAACCAUGAUGAGGAAGUGAAUGGUUUACAAGCUCAGCUGGGUGCCAGAAUCAAUGUUGAAGUUGAUGCAGCUCCAUCUGUAGAUCUGAACAGAACCUUGUCUGAGAUACGGCAGCAAUAUGAGAAUUUAAUGGAAAGGAAUCUAAGAGAAGUAGAGGCAAUGUUCCGGCAAAGGACAGAAGAUCUGAAUCGAGAGGUUACAUCUGACUCUGAGCAGCUGCAGUCUGUCCAGACUGAAGUCACUGACCGUAAACGCAAAAUUCAAACCUUGGAAAUUGAACUACAAAGCCAGAUGAACAUGAAAUCUGCUCUGGAGGGCACAUUAGCAGAGACAGAAGCUACAUUCAGAUCUCAGCUUGCUGAGCUACAAAGUCUCAUUAACAAUAUAGAAUGCCAGCUGACUCAGAUCCGAUCUGAUCUAGAACAUCAAAACAAUGAGUACAAAAUCCUCAUGGACCAAAAGACCCACCUAGAGAUGGAAAUCGCCACCUACAAACGUCUGCUGGAAGGUCAUGAUAUCAAUGUAUCAGAUCAACAUGUGUUGGUGGCCAAACAUGGAUCUCACCACUCAAAGAAGACUCACAAAGUUAUAAGCUGUGUGUCUAGCAAAUGCUUGGUGCCUAUGGAAAAUGAAAACCUGUACAGGUUCAUACAGUCCAAAGAGAAGAAGGAUGAGGACAAGGGUGUACAUGCCAUAGUGGCAGACUAUGUGACUGCUAUGAGGUCAUUGGAAAGAGUUGGUCCAGCCCUAGUUGAUCCAUCCCCUUUGCUAUAG